UAUAUGACAUAUACUACUGACAUGACAUUUUAUGAUUUUACUGGUGAUGGUGAAUUGUUGAACUGUUGGUGUUGUAUGAAACGAAUUUGUACCUACAAUUCUGUUUUUUUCUUCCUUUUCCUUUAAUCUGCUACUGCUAGAGACUGCAUUUACCAACAGUCAUUAUUUUACUACGUCACCAACACAUAAUAUUGCAACAAUGGAUAAUUCCAUCAACAAGGGCAGAGUGUCAUUUGACCCUGGAUGGAAUGAUCCACCAAAGAUGUCUUUUAAUAGUCAACAGACGCCUCCGAACAGACCUCGUAACUUUUUAAACAAAAGAGUUUCCUUUCCCUUAUCAGGGAAUAACAUAAGCCCUGCAAGUGUGCCCUCCGUUAACUUGCCACCCAUGCCAUCCGGUGCGCCUACUGCAAUGGUUCCACCAAAUGCAACUCAGAAAAUCACAUCUAGUAACUGUGACAUGAGCAUUAACAGUGAAAGUGUUCUAAUGGAAGUGAAGGCUCUCCUACUAGGGUUAUUAGAAAGCAGCAGUGAGCUGGGAGCCAAGGCAAACGAUAUUAGAAGAAGGUUAGAUGUAAUGGAACAAAUGUGGCAGGAUGGAAAAUUAAAUAUUGAAGUACAAACUCAAAUGAAGGAGCUUGCCCAUGCUUUACGGGAUGAUGAGCCUAGAAAAGCAGAUGACAUACACAAAGCUCUGAUGGUGAAUGAAGUGAGCAAAGUGGGGACUUGGAUGCCAGGAGUAAAACAACUAAUUUACCAUUCCAUAGCUCGGUCCGAGCUGCUUUCUAUAGGCAAAGAGUGACAUCUAUCAGUGCUAUUCUGAGUAAUAAAAAGUGGCAUAGCACUCAUGCGGAUCCAGGGGGGGGGGGGGGGGGGGGUCAUACCUAAGUUGGCCAUACAAAUAGACCACGUGACCCCCCCCCCCCCCUGGGCACGAAGCUGGAUCCGCACUUGAUAGCACUUACUUGCUGUGAAACAAGUCAUGGCUGAGCUAUAAAUUUCCAGAGUUCACUGGCCAGAAGCAACCAAAAUUAAUAGUCUGUUAAUUUUAUUUUAUGAAUUUCUUUUAUAGAUUUAUGUAAGUAUAAUGAAUAUUAAAAUUUGUUUAUUUUUUAAUUGAUAUGCAAUAAAAUAAUUGUUGAAUCAAAAAUGCAUACUUAUUAUUUGU
Leguminivora glycinivorella is the source of this 1168-nucleotide messenger RNA. Its product is annotated as steroid receptor RNA activator 1. Gene Ontology annotation, cellular component: nucleus. Bases 200 to 802 code for a protein of 200 amino acids. The record is from RefSeq and is a predicted model, not a curated record. The transcript has 3 exons. Gene Ontology annotation, biological process: regulation of transcription by RNA polymerase II. NCBI's taxonomy places the organism in Eukaryota, Metazoa, Arthropoda, Insecta, Lepidoptera, Tortricidae.